Euleptes europaea (tarantolino) is the source of this 887-nucleotide messenger RNA. RefSeq names its product src kinase associated phosphoprotein 1 (gene SKAP1). Bases 1 to 849 code for a protein of 282 amino acids. The transcript has 10 exons. Gene Ontology annotation, cellular component: cytoplasm; plasma membrane. The record is from RefSeq and is a predicted model, not a curated record. Gene Ontology annotation, molecular function: protein binding. Lineage: Eukaryota; Metazoa; Chordata; Lepidosauria; Squamata; Sphaerodactylidae.
AUGACCGGUCUAGUGAAGAUUGAGCAAAGAGCUGAGAAUAGCUGGCAGAAGGCCACUCAGGAGCUGGGACUUGUACUGAAACAAGGAUACUUGGAAAAGAAAUCCAGAGACGCCAAAAUCUUUGGCUCAGAAUGGCAGAAGCGAUGGUGUGUCCUCGACCAGAUGGCCUUCUACUACUAUGCAAAUGAAAAAAGCAAGCAACCCAAAGGCAUGUUCCUAAUCGAGAACUACCGUGCCCGGCUGGCUUCCUACCUACGCAAGGAUGCCCGAAGAGAUUGCUGUUUUGAACUGAUGUGUCCUGGCAAGCGUACCUAUGAGUUCACAGCUCCCAGCCCUGAAGACGCCAAGGACUGGGUGGAUCAGAUCCUGUUUCUGCUUAAGGACAUGAGGUCCCUUGUUAUCCCUUGUGAGGAGGAUGUCAAAGAAGAGACCUAUGAUGACAUUGACAGUUUCGAAUCUUCAAAUACGAUACUUCAGAAGAAUUCUUCUCGGAACAUGGAGAACGAGGAGGAUGAGGAGGACGAGGAGACCGAGGAAGAAAGCAAAGAGGGCAUUUAUGAAAUCCUGCCAGAUGAGGAACUUGGCUUGACUGCUCCAGACAACAUCGAAGAUGCUGACGAGUUGGAGAAGACAGGCGGCUUAGUAAGAAGUUACGCAAAUUACUACCAAGGCCUGUGGGACUGUAUUGGUGGCCAACCUGAUGAGCUGUCCUUCCGGCGAGGAGAUCUGAUCUACAUCAUCAGCAAGGACUACAGCAUGUACGGCUGGUGGGUCGGAGAGCUGAACAGCGUGGUGGGGAUUGUCCCAAAGGAAUACCUCAUGCCGGCCUACGAUGUGGAAGACGCAUGAGCAGCAGAUCUCCGGGGGUCCCAUCUCUUCCCAUCACC